Molecule: messenger RNA, 1229 nt
Organism: Spea bombifrons (plains spadefoot toad)
Lineage: Eukaryota; Metazoa; Chordata; Amphibia; Anura; Pelobatidae
Gene: PLPP5
Product: phospholipid phosphatase 5
Exons: 8
Coding region: 96-896 (266 amino acids)
Biological process (GO): phospholipid metabolic process
Molecular function (GO): phosphatidate phosphatase activity
Source: RefSeq, a predicted model, not a curated record
CCAGAAGAUUCUAUAUAAGGAGCAGUUUUAAGCGUCUUCUGAACAGAGCGCAGUGGGAGCGCCACGUGUGCAAAGGUCCCGACGUGUGAACCAGGAUGGACAAGCGGAUCCUGGAAGGCUUUGCGUCGGAGUUCUGCCUAAGGCUUCUGCUGUUUGCCAUAUUCCUGGUGACCGAAACGAUGCACCCCUUCCACCGAGUGAUCCAGCCGGAAGAGAUGUGGCUUUAUAGAAACCCGUACGUGGCAUCUGAUCGUGUGCCCACUAACAGCAUGUUUUUGAUCUCCUUCCUGUCCCCUGUUUCGGUGGUGGUUUUGGCACGUCUCUGCCGGCAAGCAGAUUAUACAGAUACACGAGAAGCCAGCCUUGCUGCCACUCUCUCGCUUGCCUUGAAUGGCAUAUUCACAAACACUGUAAAACUCAUUGUGGGAAGGCCGCGACCAGACUUCUUGUUCCGAUGUUUUCCAGAUGGAAGGGAAUCUCCAGGGCUACACUGCACUGGUGACCCAGAGCUUAUCAUCGAAGGCAGGAAGAGUUUUCCAAGUGGUCAUUCCUCAUUUGCCUUUGCGGGAUUGGGGUUCACAGCUCUGUACAUUGCUGGGAAGCUUCAUUGUUUUUCCUCUGCUGGCCGGGGACACUCGUGGAGACUCUGCAGCUUCUUGGCCCCUUUACUCUGCGCUAUAGCCAUCGCAUUGUCCCGCACGUGCGACUAUAAGCACCACUGGCAGGAUGUGGUGGUUGGUGGUUUUAUCGGACUUUUAUUUGCAUACGUUUGCUACCGACAGUAUUAUCCCCCUCUAACGGACCGGGACUGUCAUCUACCAUACAGGACCAAAGGGAGAGUAUCGGGGACCAAGGAGAGGAAACUGAGCACAGCUGGCUACAGCCUGGAUGUAUGAUAAUCCCGCAGGGGAGGAAUAGGAACAUCUGGAAACUGUGAUAUUUCUCUUCUAAAGACCUGCCGUCGCUUUUCUGCUUUGGAGAGCAGCUGAAGCAGCUGGUUUAUUUGGGAGUGAAAGGUGUUAAAUUGGCUUCCUCCUGGAGGUUUUUUAAUCUGUUACCGUGCAUUUUUGUUACUGAGCGGACUGUCUGCUCAUUACCAGGAAUGUGAUAAACUUGAUGGCAUUCCUUGUGGAAGGGACCCCGAUAAGUGUUUGGACUCCACAUAAUUCUGAUGAGAUUAAUUUCACAAUUAGAAUUAAUUUGCAUUAAAUAAAUGUUUUAAUCUCGAA